CCACACAUAAUCGCCCAGGACAAUGCCAUAGCUGACUUCAUUGAUGAGUAUGCCUACACUGUCCUCAUUCCACCCGGUCAAAAUCCCGGUCUCGUUAAUGUGGGAUGGGUGCUGAGCAACGUGAAGACUUCGAAGCCCGCCUGGAAACACGGUGUUGCUCCCUUCUACGUGGAUCCGGACUUUAAUACUUCCCAGACAGCGGACUCAGAGCAGGGCAAUAACAACAAUACAACACCUGUAGUGACUGUGGACACACCAACUGAUAAAACAGCCGAAAAUGGUACAAAGGAAGGUCAAACGUUUGAGGACACCGAAAAACCCCGAGAGGACAAGCUAGAACUGGCUGAAGUUAGACAGGUUGCUGUCUGUCUGCUGGAACAGGAUCUUUCUUUGAAGGCAAAAAAGGUGAGUAUCUUCCCAUUUAAAGUGACGGACAGCCCUAAAGACUGGUUGCCCUGCUGCUAUUUCCUUGUUGCUACAUCUUUUGUGAAUCGGGGCACUCCGUCCUGCAAAGAAAGCGUGAAUGUGGCGGAACGUUCGUCGUUUUUGGUCAAUGCCGGUGAGUUACUCCAACGCAUCGCCACCGCAGAUGACGUGGGGAAACGCAUGAGUCAGGGCUUGGCCAUCACCUGUUGGGUUGACAUUGCAACUGGCACGCUGGGCUUCAAACUGAACGACCGCGAAACGGGUAUCCGGUACCAGGUUGAACCAUCCACCCACCUAUUUGCCGCUGCCUACGUCCGUCCAACCGCCAGGGACUGCCUCCAGUUCGAACUCGGUAGACGAAGCCGGUAUCACUUGCCCCUGCCAGCCGGCAUGGUACGACCUCCGCGCAGGGUGAACAUGCCGUUGCCUCACAGACUCACAGUGCAAACUCUCGAAGUAGGUGUCCCUUAUCCUACAAUCCUUGUCCUACUUGUUUCCAUUCACAUCUUACCAAUCUCCUAA
Messenger RNA from Dibothriocephalus latus, 948 nucleotides. NCBI's taxonomy places the organism in Eukaryota, Metazoa, Platyhelminthes, Cestoda, Diphyllobothriidea, Diphyllobothriidae. The record is from the annotation of a GenBank genome assembly.